Messenger RNA from Asparagus officinalis (garden asparagus), 1003 nucleotides. RefSeq lists its product as uncharacterized. NCBI's taxonomy places the organism in Eukaryota, Viridiplantae, Streptophyta, Magnoliopsida, Asparagales, Asparagaceae. The record is from RefSeq and is a predicted model, not a curated record. The coding region runs from base 215 to 805 and encodes 196 amino acids. The transcript has 5 exons.
UGAUCUGCAGGUCAUCUUAGGUGGAAAGAGUUAGGAGCAUGUAGAAGUAUCAAGAUUCAUGGAUCUUAAGGGAGACUCUUCUCAAUGAAAUAGCUUCUAGAGUGGAGGAAGUUAACAUAAGGCUGCAAGAGGAGCUUGGCAGGUAAAGGAGCUGAAAGAAUCUAGGGAUGGUCUCCUUCAAGAAAAUGUACAGUUGAGGGAAAGCAUAACUGUAAUGGAAUCACGGUUACAGCGCAUCGAAACAGAGGCUUUUCUUUCUAGAAACUCUCCUGUGAUGAUAGCAGAGACACUCCUAGACAAAAUUCCAGAAUGUCAGCCUGAAGAAGCUCCUCCCCCACUGCUGGAAAAGCGAGAACCUGAAAAUAACGAGCUUAUAGAAAAGGUAAAGGAGGUGCAAAUUGAUUCAGAUGAGCAUUUUCAGUCUACUGAUCAUGCUACUUCUCCAGAGCUUGAUCGUGCAAAAGAGCCAGCUGAAUCCACCAUUUCCAUCGACUAUGCACCAGAAUUUGCGCAAAAUAUGUACCGGUCAGAAGAAACUGUUCAAUCUUUGCCCCGGACUCAGAACCCAUUUAGCAUCCCCAAUGGUAUGACGAUGGAUAAUUCUAGAAUAAGUGAAGAAAUUGUGUCAGUUCCGUUGGAUGACAUUCAAGUUCAGGAGGUGGAACCUCAGAGAACAGAGGAAGAUACAGCGGUUCCUAUUUCUGAUGCCCCGUUGAUCGGUGCUCCGAUCCGAUUGAUUUCUUUCUUUGCAAAGUAUGUCAGUGGUGCUGAUUUGGUGGAGCGAGAUGGAGGUAGAUCAGGUUGAUUGUAGCUUUUUAGGAGUUGAGCUGUGGAGAGAUGAUUAUUUACUUGUUCAAUUUAAGUUUUGAAAUAACUUUUUAUUGUCUUUAUUUGAUAGUUUUUACAGUUGAUUUUGCAACAUUGACGAGUUAUCAUUUUGUCUGAACAUCAUACAUAUAAUACUGUAGCACAUAAUAUAUGAACAAUGACUUUGCAUGUGAUA